Messenger RNA from Anopheles moucheti, 2031 nucleotides. Its product is annotated as P-granule-associated novel protein 1-like. The record is from RefSeq and is a predicted model, not a curated record. Bases 25 to 1899 code for a protein of 624 amino acids. Gene Ontology annotation, molecular function: protein binding. The transcript is spliced from 2 exons. Lineage: Eukaryota; Metazoa; Arthropoda; Insecta; Diptera; Culicidae.
CAGUUCCCGAACUUCCGUGCUGCAAUGGGCUGGCUGCACAGCUUAUCACUUUUAAGUGUUUUAUUCGCCUGCAGUUUCGUUACUGCUGAGUAUAGUUACCCAAACUACCCACCAAGCCAGAGGCAAACCAGCUAUCCGACGUCAAAAACUAAUACCUACUGGCACCGGUACGUUUGCCGGGAAUCUAAUCCGAGCUACCAAUGUAUAUUCCGCGAUGUGUCAAUCGAUAGAAAUACUCCCGGUGCUUACUUCGGUGAUGUUGAGAUAACGCAUAACAGCCAGAAAAACAUUACAUUCAAAAACUCAGUCAUGAGAAAGCUACCGGAGACAUUAUUGGACUCGUUCAGAGAAGUCGAGCUGCUCGAACUGAGUGGUCUUCAGCUAGAGGAAAUCGCACCGAACGCCUUCGCAUACGGUAACCACAUCCGGGAACUGUAUAUGGGCUACAACAAUAUUCACGUAUUACCACAGGGUGUGUUUCAAAACAUGAGGUCUCUCAAAAGAUUGACGCUGGAUCGGAACCACCUCGAGUAUUUGCCAUGGAACAUCUUUGCCGAUACAUCUAAUCUCUUCGAACUGUCGAUUGUGAACAACAACCUGCAGCGUAUCGGUGAUAAUACCUUCGAAAAUGUUAAAAAAAUGGAAAAUCUAGAAUUGUCCAGCAAUAAUCUCACCUACAUUAACCUUUCGCUCAUUCCGAGCCUAAAAUAUGGAAAUGUCAGUUCCAACCUGCUUACGACAUUGGCAAUCCCGGUGGCUGUGGCAGAACUGGAUGCCUCGCACAAUCGCAUCGCCACUGUGACGGGUCCAAACAAUACAGAGCUCGAGAGUCUCUUUUUGCAACAUAACAAUCUAACAAACAUCGCAUGGCUUAAGCGCUAUUCCGGACUGAUCGUUUUGGAUCUUUCAUACAAUGAGCUAGAAAAGGUAACAGACAAUCACUUCAAGAAUUCGUACCGUCUAGAGAAAUUAUACCUGUCUAACAACCGGCUGGUGGCAUUGAACCUGAUUUCCGCACCUAUCGGAACACUCAAGAUACUCGAUGUCCGGCACAACCAUCUACUGCAUGUGGAAAGGAAUGUGAAUCAGUUCAAUACGCUAGAGGAGCUGUAUCUCGAUCACAACGCGAUCGUAACGCUCAAGCUCAGGCCCAAUAACGCACUUCAAAAUCUCACACUAUCGCACAACGAUUGGGAUUGCAAAAAUCUGGGUGAACUGUUUCAAAACGUGUCGAAAUCGGCAAUAAAUGACCUUGACCGCUCCUGCAAGGCAGACUACCAACUAAAGCAAGGCAUUUGCUGCAAGGAAAGUGACAAACCGUACCUGGACCGACUGAUACAGCAGAUCAGUUUGACGAGCGUUGCAGAAAAGCAACAGCGUGCCGAAGGGCGUUGCAGUGCAUCGGACACAAUCAAUAGCGUCCGGAAUUUGACCGAUUUCAUUACUCAGCAAGGCGAACUGGCGCAAUCUAAUCCACAGCUCCAGACCGAAAUUAACCAACUGAAUGUCGAUGUUCAACGGCUAACGUACCAACAGUCGCAAUAUGAGCAACUGCUUCAACUGUUGCACACCGAGGUCGAUAAUACGCUGCGUCGCUACCGCGUGACAAAGCAAGGAUUGGUGCAUCCGAGCGUAAACCUCCGCAAGGCGUUCGAACAUCUGAAUAUUCGACGUACGUUCAAGGAAGGAGAAACAAAAAAACGCCAAUCGGAAGCAAAUCUCAAACAACAGGAAGUGGCAUCAUUGGAACAGGAUAACGUAACCCUUGAAAACAUGCUGGAAGAGAAGAAAAAUAACACGCGUGUCAUCAAUAAGGCUACGAAGGUCACAACAAGUAAAGUGCAUCGUUUGGAGGCAAAUCGUAAUAGCAACGCGCCGGCAAGACAAAUAACUAAGUGAUGAACCGCAAACAGGACGCGCAUUUCAGGUUGCGUGCUGGUAGAAGGAAGAUACCGAAGGAGUAGCUGACUUCGGACGUUUUUUUAUUUUGUUUUAUUUUUCUCGUUUUCAAUAAACUGAUUGCACAUCCAA